Molecule: messenger RNA, 1029 nt
Organism: Kazachstania africana CBS 2517
Lineage: Eukaryota; Fungi; Ascomycota; Saccharomycetes; Saccharomycetales; Saccharomycetaceae
Exons: 1
Coding region: 1-1029 (342 amino acids)
Molecular function (GO): mannosyltransferase activity
Source: RefSeq, a predicted model, not a curated record
AUGAACAAAAAAAAAUUAAAAUUCCAAAAAAGGUAUGAUGAACUACUAUCAAGAUAUUAUUUGACUUAUCCAUCCAUAAUCAAUGUACCAUUUGAGCUUGGUGGAUUUCUCAAAGGACCAGAAGAUCCUCACGUAAUUUUAAAAAAAAAGAAAAAAUAUGAAGAGCCCAUCAUCAUUUUCAAUAUGCAUGCUAGUGAAGACGGUAAAAGAAGAAUCUAUGCAUUCCAUCCACACAGAAAAAUUGAUCCUUUAGUGAAAUUUUCUAUUGAAGACCGUAAAGUAAGACAUAAAGAAAAAAAUUGGGCACCAUUUUUCUCAUACCAUGACGAAAGUGAGAAUAGUGUUUUUUCUAGAGGUUUCAUCCAUUUCAUCUAUACGUAUGCACCAUUAGAAAUUCUAAAAUGUUCAUUAAAUGAUCGUAUAUGUGAAAUGGUAUUUGAAGCCUCUACCAUUGAAGCUUCGGAUAAAAACAAGUAUGGUGAUAUGAGAGGUGGUACACAAUUUGUUAAAUUACCUACUGAUAUUCCUCAAGUGAACGGUAAGCAAAUGUGGCUCGGCUUCCCCAAAUCUCACUCCUCGGGCUGUGGUUGUGGACGUCAUUACUAUAGGCCGAUGCUAAGUUUAUUAGUUGAGACUCACGGAGCUUAUCAUCUAGAAUUAGUAGUCCCAACUAUGGACUUCGAGAGAGAUGUUCUGUCUUGGGAUUUGAAAGGAAGUUAUUGUGAGGGUGUUAGUAUAAUGAGUCCUAAUUCGAUAGCCUACUGGGAAGUUGUUGAGCAAGACGUUGAAAAUGAAAAAUUCGAUGAUUAUUUAGGCUUCACAUUCAGUGAAUCUGAUGCCACUACUAAAGUGGUUGUUUUGAAAAACGUUUUGAAUUACAUUUUGGAUAUUUAUAAGGAAAAGAGGAUAAGAGAUCAUUUUGAGAUUAGCAAAGAGUCUGAUAAUAUUAUUGGAAAUACAUUGCAAUGUGUGAAGGAUAAACUAUGGGAUGACUGUGCGAAAUAUGAUAAGACCCACAAAAAAGGCUGA